This is a messenger RNA of Eufriesea mexicana, 363 nucleotides long. RefSeq lists its product as uncharacterized. The coding region runs from base 1 to 363 and encodes 120 amino acids. The record is from RefSeq and is a predicted model, not a curated record. NCBI's taxonomy places the organism in Eukaryota, Metazoa, Arthropoda, Insecta, Hymenoptera, Apidae. The transcript has a single exon.
AUGCACCCGACGCGUAAAACCAAACCUCCUCGUCGUCGGACGAGGAACUGCGAGAUACGGGAAAACAGAAUCCAAAAAUUAUUGGCUUCCGAGUAUUCUGACUUCGUCGAUGUGGUCCUCGUGGAAUCUCCGUUUGCCGAAACCAGCAGAAACGGACGUGGAAUUCGACAAGUUUGCCUUGGCCUCACGCCGUCCAAGCUAAUCGUGGCUGCCGACGUGUUGAAACGAAACCCGGAGUUCUUCUGUCCACGUGCUCUUGAUCCUAGCAUCGAGAGCUUCGAGCUAAUCUCCCUGUAUCCUUUGCGAUGCGUUAACCUGAGCGUGUUCAACAGAAGACAUCGCAAAACCUUGAAGGCAAGGUAG